AAUUUCAAACUCUCCAUAUUCAUACUGCUGAUCUCUGCCUUUAUGUUCAUAUGCUUCCGAUGCGCCUCUCUCUGCCGACCAGAUACUCUAGCAUGGCGGCGACGCGAGAACCUUCAACUCUGGAAUAAGAAUAGAUGUGCGAUUUUCACUUCUGGACUUUUGAAUUCCUUUUUCUUCUGGAAUUUUGAAUUCCUCCGUAGAUGAUGCAAGGAAGCUUGAGAAAUGCAAGUAAAGGUGGAAAAUCUUCAAGCAUAGAUAGAAAGUUGGCAUUGCAACAAGAUGUAGAUAGGUUGAAGAAGAAGCUUAAGCAUGAGGAGAAUAUUCAUAGGGUAUUGGAGAGAGCUUUUAAUAGACCUUUAGGAGCUUUACCUCGUCUUCCUCCUUAUCUACCUCCAUAUAUACUAGCACUUCUGGCUGAAGUGGCAUUUUUGGAAGAGGAAAUUGUUAGGCUUGAAGAGAAAGUUGUGUAUAUCAGGCAGGAUUUGUAUCAGGAAGCUGUCUACAUAUCAUCUUCGAAGCCUAAAUUCGAGCAUUCGCCUCUUCCAAACAAUUCAAACAUCUCAGCAACAACAAUCGACAGUCCUAUAUUGGAUAAAUUGAAGUGUUGAUAAUUCAGCUGCAAUAUCUACAACUAGGCCUACCAUACUAGUCCAAGGUGAGUAAGAGCAAUUCAUUGUUAUGUUUUAACUUAUUCAGCAUAAUUAGUUGCCGGUUUUUAGUCCAUGAAGUGUAAGUUUAGUGGUAAGAGUCUAACUUUGUAACUUCAAGUGACAGUGUUCAAAUCCCUCAGGAAUAGUCGUAAAAUGAUCAUUAAUGUCACUCACUUUAAUUAAUAAUAAUUUGUUUUAGAUUUUAGCCCGAAAAGUUCCGUUUGUGCCAAAAAGGGUGUAGUCCUUCCCUCAUGGAUUUUGCUUUUUGUUUGGUUUGCUAGAGAAUAGACAAGGAAAAGAGAAUAAAUCCUGCACAAUAUAAAGAUUAUGAUGUACUGGUACAUUAAAAUGUAUUAACCAAUAGUAAUUUGACAUGCUGUAAUAGUAUUGACAGGCUGGAACAAUUAAGUUUGACUUAUAUUUGUAGAUUUAACACUACAAAACAUCUGCAUUUUUCACUUUUCACCACCCAAUAUUCUUGUUGAUGAUUUUGUUCAUCAUCAAAGCUAAUUUCAAACUCUCCACAUUCAUACUGCUGAUCUCUGCCUUUAUGUUCAUACUGCUGAAUCUAUUAUAUAACAAAAAAUGUCAUCAAUUCAUAACAAAACAAAUUUGUUCUAAUCAGGAUCUUCUUUAAAAUUUUAAAUGUCUUGUACGAAGCUUGAACUUGCUAUCAUAUUUUUUUAUAAACCACACACGCAUCCACGUUCAUAUGCACACACUUGAUUCUAAGUGAGCUAAUUAAUUAUUUGUAAAUUUCUUAAUCAGUAGCCUCACCGGAUAUAUAGCAUAAAACCUUGUACAAGUUAAAGCCAUCCAUAACCAUAUAUCUAAAAUAAACAAAGGUCUAAUUAUACAUAUUUUUAAUAUUCUUAGCCAUGUCUAUUGAGUCAUAAAAUAUAGAAAAGUAAUUACCAAAUAUUAUCCUAUAACACAACAAACAUUAGGGUAAGCUAGCCAUGGAAUGCAGGAGCAAUGUGGUCAUCAGUGCCUGUAUCAGCAGGGCUACUUGCUGGGACAUCAAAUUUGCUGAACAGCUUAUAGGAGGAAAUGAGGGAAAGAAGCACAUAGCAAACAAGUGCUACAAAUGUGAGAGCUACUGAAGCUGUAAUCUUAUGGCAAAAUUGACCAAAAGAGCCACAAGCUGAGUUCCAUAAUGUUGCACUGUCUCCAUUCUCAGCUAGGUACACAACCUCUAUCGUCAAAGCUCCCGCACUCAAAAUUAUGUAUGUUUGUACCUAGCAAAGAAACAUAUUUCAAUUUGUUUUCUAAUUUGUUAUUCGAUAAUUAUAGAUUAAGGAAAUCCUAAGUUUAAUUUCAUUUUUGUCAAAAAAUAAAUA
Trifolium pratense (red clover) is the source of this 1990-nucleotide messenger RNA. Its product is annotated as rho GTPase-activating protein 6-like. Lineage: Eukaryota; Viridiplantae; Streptophyta; Magnoliopsida; Fabales; Fabaceae. Bases 201 to 608 code for a protein of 135 amino acids. The transcript has 4 exons. The record is from RefSeq and is a predicted model, not a curated record.